UGAGGAGAUGUCAAAGCUGGUAGACUAUAAUAGUUGAGUUGCAACAUUUUACGUGACUAGUAUUUCUCAGAGGUGCCGUAAGUAAUCAGGAAAAUGGCAUCAGCUAUAACGGAAGACGUCCGAGCAAACAAUGAUCGAAGUGUGGUUGCAUCAUCAAUGGAACUCGAGAGAUCAAGGUGCUGGUUUCAGAGAAGAUGUUCAUGGCGACCAACCUCUAAAAGUUUGCUGGAAGCUGCAGAAGCGAGAAUUUGGAAAUUUGUCAAGUCUCGUUAUGAGGGCAAGCAUGUGCCAGUGGAAAACAAUGAAAGGAUAUGGACCUUAAAGUUUAAUCCUAAUGCAACUAAAGUACCACUGGUGAUGAUUCAUGGCUUUGGAGGAGGUGCUGGCCUGUGGGCACUGAACAUUGAUGCCUUAGCAAAACAUAGGACAGUGUAUGCAAUUGAUCUGUUAGGAUUUGGCCGCAGCUCACGACCACAGCUGAGUGGAGACCCGCAAGAAGCUGAAGAACAAUUUGUUACGUCUAUUGAACAAUGGCGGCAGGAAAUUGGGUUGGAAAAGUUUGUUCUCCUUGGGCACAGCUUUGGCGGCUUUCUGGCAAGUUCAUAUACAUUAAAACAUCCUUCCAGAGUUCAGCAUCUUAUCUUAGCAGACUCUUGGGGCUUUUCAGAGAAACCAGCAGAAUUACAGUACAAUAUUCCAACAUGGGUGAAGGUUGUGGCAACUCUUAUCCGCCCAUUUAAUCCGCUGGCAGGACUGCGAGCUGCAGGCCCGUGGGGACCAUCACUGGUGCAGAAAUUUAGGCCUGACCUUCAAGGGAAAUUUGCUAGUCUUCUAGAAGAUGACACCAUUUUCAACUACAUUUACCACUGCAAUGCUCAGAAACCAAGUGGUGAAACAGCUUUCAAGAAGAUGUCAGAGUUGUAUGGCUGGGCAAAAUUCCCCAUGAUUCACAGAAUUGGUGAAUUGGACAAAAACAUUCCAAUGACAAUGAUCCAUGGCUCAGAGUCUUGGAUUGAUUGUUCACCCAGCUAUCAAAUUAAAAAUAGUCGCAGUGGUUAUGUUGAUGUACAAGUGAUUGUUGAUGCUGGACACCAUGUUUAUGCAGAUCAGCCAGAGGCAUUUAACGUGGCUGUAAAUAAAAUUUGUCGCAAAGAGGAUAAACUACUUUAUGUGACCAUUGACUGAACUAAAACUCGCAGCUUUUAAGCAUGUAAAGAAAUAGGGACAUUAUUGAGGUAUCAGUUUAUAUAUCUUUACUGAUUGAACAAUAAUCAAGUCAUUUCUAUUUCAAGCUGACUUGAUCAGUGUUGAAUUUUUUGUGUCUAAAAACAUAACACUAAGGUAAGCUUAGAAACAUAUCUAUUGAUCUUAUUUUGACAUUCAUUCAUUCCAAUCUACUGGCUGGAAAAUCAUUGGAUAUUCUAAAGGGGAAUGAGGGUUUAAAAAACCAAACAUUUAAAACUAAUGCAACAAUCAAUUUGAAGCUUCAACAUCCCCCUCCUCCCCCCAUGCACCCCAUGAGCAUUUGUCUGUUAUCUGUGCCUGUAGGGUGGGGAAUUCAGACCUUACCAGGCUGGGGUGGGUAAUUUGAACUGGAAGUGUCAAGUCUUUCUAGUGAGAAUACAAAUGUUUUAUUGUAAAUAUGGUGAAGUUUAAAUGUAAAGAGCUGACUUCUUCAAAUGUUCCAAUGACUAGGGGGGCUGCCACAGAAAGGAGAUGUUAAAGCUUUGAAGUGAUUGAUGCUUCAGCAGCUAACAAAAUGAUGGAAUUUCUAAAGGUUUUGGGCUGGGGGGGGGAGGAGGAUUAAAACCAACAGCCAAAUUGUGCAUCAUAUUUAUAAAUGUAUUAGGAUACAUUUCUUUUACUUCUGCGAAGUUGUUUUCUUCAUUUCCCUGCAAAUGUAUGUCUAGACUCCCACAAUUCAUUUUAAACUAUCCACAUUAUCGUUUAACUUGUAACAUAACAUGAAUACUAUAAAAAAUGGUUCAUAGAACCCUUGUAUUUAAAAUAUUUAUAGUAUGUUGUUUUCAAAAAGUUAUACUUCACUCACAAAUC
Molecule: messenger RNA, 2055 nt
Organism: Pocillopora verrucosa
Lineage: Eukaryota; Metazoa; Cnidaria; Anthozoa; Scleractinia; Pocilloporidae
Product: (Lyso)-N-acylphosphatidylethanolamine lipase
Biological process (GO): lipid homeostasis; phosphatidic acid biosynthetic process
Cellular component (GO): mitochondrion
Molecular function (GO): carboxylic ester hydrolase activity; lysophosphatidic acid acyltransferase activity
Source: RefSeq, a predicted model, not a curated record